Molecule: messenger RNA, 2137 nt
Organism: Gasterosteus aculeatus aculeatus (three-spined stickleback)
Lineage: Eukaryota; Metazoa; Chordata; Actinopteri; Perciformes; Gasterosteidae
Source: RefSeq, a predicted model, not a curated record
CGCAGACAAGAUCGUUGCGUAACCACAUGAAACAACAGCAGCCCGCAGUGUCGCGUCCUGUGCGCGGUGGUUUCGUUCAUGACGGGAGUUUAAUAGUGAUUCCGAUCCACGCUUUAAAAAGCAGCGAUAUGAAGGUAAGACUUGUUCUUAUUUUCAGGUUCACAAGAAAACACUUGGGAGGAUGAAGACUAAGUGGUUGGUUCGGUACCAACUUCUUCACUCGGGUCGCCUGCAUGUUCUGCAGGACGCGUCACUCAUCGGCCCGAGCAGCCGCUGCGCUUCGGCUCCUUUUCAUCAUAUUGAACCCAACGUAAAUAAAAUAAAUACAAUCACGUCAUUUGGGGUGAGCAAAAUAUAACUACAGGAGUCAGCAUUCAGAACCGAGAAACACUCGCAGAAAGCCAGUAAACUCUUCAGUUCAGUCCCUUCCACCAUGUUUGCGUCAAUAAUCCUGCUGUUAAUCUGCGUCGUCUUCAUCGUCGUUCAACUCAAAUCCCGAAGGCCCAAGAACUUUCCACCAGGACCCCCAGUCUGGCCGAUACUGGGGAACAUUUUGGACCUGAGCCUGGAGAACCCCCUGAAGGACUUUGAGAGGUUGAAGAAGACCUAUGGAAAUGUCUAUAGUUUAUUUCUCGGUCCCAAACCAGUAGUAGUCAUGAAUGGGAUGAAGACCAUAAAGGAGGCUUUGGUGACCAAGGGUGUCGAUUUCGCUGGAAGACCCCAAGACCUGUUUGUCAAUGACAGCACCCAGAGAAAAGGAGUGAUUCUGGCAGAUUACGGUUCUAGUUGGAAGGAGCAACGUCGCUUUGCUCUGAUGAACUUGAGGAACUUUGGAAUGGGGAAGGACAGCAUGGAGGAGAGGAUUCAUGGAGAGAUACAAUAUACUGUGGACACGCUGGAGAAGAGCAUUGGCAAAUCCUUCAGUCCUCAAAACAUGUUUCACAAUGCGGCCUCCAACAUCAUCUGCCAGGUUCUAUUUGGAAAACGCUUUGAGUAUCAGGAUGAGACCAUGAAAACACUUGUUCAAUGCUUCACCGAGAAUGCCAAGAUAGCCAAUGGGCCAUGGGCUAUGCUUUAUGACUCCUUUCCUUUGAUCAGAAGCCUGCCACUGCCCUUCAGACAGGCCUUUAAGAACGUUGAGACAUGUCAGAAGAUUGCAAAAACUUUGAUGAAUGAGCACAAGCAGACCAGAGUGCCUGGAGAGCCGCGCGACUUUGUUGACUGCUACUUGGAUCGGCUGGAUAAGCCGGGUGAUGAUCGGUCGUCCUUUUCAGAAGCGCAGUUGACUAUGUACAUUCUGGAUCUUCACUUUGCUGGGACUGACACUACUUCCAACACUCUCCUUACUGGUUUCCUCUACUUAAUGAACUACCCACAAGUACAAGAGCGUUGUCAGCAGGAGAUAGACAUGGUGCUGGAGGGAAAGGAUCAGGCCAGUUCUGAGGACAGAAACAACAUGCCUUAUGUGCAGGCCGUAAUCCAUGAAAUCCAGAGAGUAGCCAACACUGUUCCACUCAGCGUCUUCCACUGUACAACUAAAGCCACAGAGCUCAAUGGAUAUUCCAUCCCCAAGGGUACUCUGAUCAUCCCUAAUCUCACCUCAGUGCUGAAUGAGGAGGGCCAAUGGAAAUUCCCAAAUGAAUUCAACCCUGAAAACUUCCUCAAUGACCAGGGAGAGUUUGUGAAACCAGAGGCCUUCAUGCCUUUCUCUGCAGGCCCUCGUAUGUGUCUCGGAGAGGGUCUGGCCCGUAUGGAACUCUUCCUGUUUACGGUGACGCUGCUGAGGAAGUUUAAGUUCAUCUGGCCUGAGGAUGCAGGAGAGCCAGACUUCACUCCAGUCUAUGGGGUCACUCUGACUCCCAAACCUUAUCGCAUGAAGGUCCAACUCCGGGUAUCGCAGAAAAUCCCAAAUUUAUAGAUUGUUUUAACCAACCAGCAAACAACACGAUCUGAUCUGCACUUACUUGUCACCUACAUACAUCAGCUUUAACAAUUAAUAAAACAUAUACUUGUUUCAAAAGCAUCGCUGGUGAAUGCUACAUUUUACUCUUACGCGUAUAUAAAUAUGUAUAACACUAGCUUUAUAGUGGUGCUUUUAGUUUAAGAAUAAAUACGAAAGUGGGAUAUUAAUGAAUCA